Molecule: messenger RNA, 274 nt
Organism: Chelonoidis abingdonii (Abingdon island giant tortoise)
Lineage: Eukaryota; Metazoa; Chordata; Testudines; Testudinidae
Source: RefSeq, a predicted model, not a curated record
AUGGAGACCUGCCUGAAAGUCCUGCUGUUCGUCGGGGUGGUCACAGCAGCCCCCGCGCCCUCAUCAUCCCCUCUGCCAAGCCACGAGGCUGCGGUUUUAGCUGCAGUUCAGAUCUACAACCAAGAGCCAGGCACAACACUGGCCUAUCGGCUCCUGGAAGCUGAGCCGCAGCCAGACUGGCUGGUCAAAGACUGCUCUGGAUUCUUCUCCACUGAACAGGACCCCCCUUCCAUCAUUAUCAAAUGCGAGGAGGCGUCUGAGUAGCCUAAUGUCG